AAAACAAUCGAAAUUCUGCUGAUGCCUGUUGUGUUGUUGCUUUAAAUUUUGUUUUCGAGAAGAUUCUGUACUAUAAUUAUGGCUGAAAGUGUCCCAGGAAAUUCUACAGAAGAAGAGACAUUGAAACACCUCUUCGACGAUGCUAUGAAACUGUACGAUACUAUAGAAAAUGGAAAAGAAUCUACAAACAGCGAUGCAGUUCAGAUGAGUAUCAAAAAUGCAAUAUCAAAGUUCGAAAAGGUGACAGACCUUGUCUCUUAUUCUGGAAUGUUCAGUAGUAAUGAGAGUCUUGAAGAGCUGCCAACAGAGACGCUUCAGUAUCUCCUUCUGCCUGCGUUGCUUGGCACACUUACGUUGAAGCUGUGUGGACGGCCAAGGAAGGAUAUCAUUCAUGUUGCUGAGAUUUAUUUCAAAGACUUUCUACAAAGAUGUAAGGACUAUGGAGUAACAGAUGUAGAGAUACCCCAAGGAGACAGCCAAUCGCAGAACAGAGAGUGCCCACUGACUGAACAAGCCAAGAUUGCCAGCAUGGUCCUUACAAGAGAUGCCAAAAUCAAACGCUACAAGCAAGCUAAAGAACUAAAAGAUAAAUUAAGCAACCUGUCUACAGCAAUGGCUUUGCCAAAUGUUGACGAGGAAACAAAACGAGAUUACUUUGUAACUUUGCUGUUGUGUUACAUCAACCAGGCACUCGAUGAGCUUGCUAGCAUUGAUCAGGAGAAACCUAUUUUGGAAUAUAUGGAAAAACAGACUGGACCAAAGAAACCAAAACAAGACCGCCACAUACAGCCUCUUAAGCCAGUGAUAAUAACUCGAGAUGCAGUACAAAAAGCAGUAUACGGACUUGGUUACCCCUCUAUCCCCACAAUGACCAUCGAGGAGUUCUACGACAAUAGAGUUAAGGAGGGGUUGUUCCCUGGAUCGUGUACAUCCAUUCCUCAUCAAACUAUACACAGUUCUGAGGACGAUCCGGACGACGUCGAGAAUAUAAGAAAGGAAGAAAGAAUUGAAAAAGAUGACCCCGAAGAGUUGGCACGACAACGGAAUAUGGAUGAAUACAAGGACGAGCAUCGCCGCGGGUGGGGCAACCGGUAUAACAGAAGUUAAAAACCUGCCUCGUAUUAUUUAUUACAAUUGUCAGUGGGAUAGUUCGCAAUGUCAUUUUUAACCGACUUUGAAAAAGGGAGGAGGUUAUCCAUUGUUUUUUUUGUGUGUGUUGUACUCCGACAUUUAUAAUAUAACUAUAUAACAUAGAUAACAGCCUCCGUGGCCGAAUGGUUACCAUGUCCCGGGUUCGAUUCCCGGGCCGAGAGAAAUAUUUGUUUGGCCUACGUUUAUGUCUGCACCUUCCUGACUAUACUCUGGAAGAUGCAGUUGUUAUUAACUAAAAAUUAAUCCAGUCCAUGGCACCCGCGAUACAGGGUUUCCCUAGUGCGGGACUAUGAGUGUGUGCGACUUAUUAUUAUUAUUUGUGAACCGAGGAUUUCGAGGAUUCUUUUUUUAUU
Messenger RNA from Hyposmocoma kahamanoa, 1505 nucleotides. It is a transcript of the gene Tap42, whose product is annotated as serine/threonine-protein phosphatase 4 regulatory subunit ppfr-4. Gene Ontology annotation, molecular function: protein phosphatase 2A binding. The record is from RefSeq and is a predicted model, not a curated record. Gene Ontology annotation, cellular component: cytosol. The coding region runs from base 79 to 1107 and encodes 342 amino acids. Gene Ontology annotation, biological process: regulation of dephosphorylation; regulation of signal transduction. Lineage: Eukaryota; Metazoa; Arthropoda; Insecta; Lepidoptera; Cosmopterigidae. The transcript is spliced from 7 exons.